Messenger RNA from Python bivittatus (Burmese python), 831 nucleotides. The record is from RefSeq and is a predicted model, not a curated record. Lineage: Eukaryota; Metazoa; Chordata; Lepidosauria; Squamata; Pythonidae.
CCUAAGGCACAGGUGGGGAGGGCGGGGCAGGAGGUUGCCCAGGGGUUCGCCUGCUGCAUUUCCCUCACUGCCGCCUUCCCCUUCUUCAUCUUUGCCCCUCAGGUCCGGGCCAUGAGGCUGUCGUUCGUGGGAGAGAUGGGCUGGGAGCUUCAUGUGCCCAAGGAGCACUGUGUGAAAGUAUACCGUGCUGUCAUGGAAGCUGGUGCCAAACACGGCAUUGCUAAUGCCGGUUACAGGGCCAUUGACUCUCUCAGCAUUGAAAAAGGGUAUCGGCACUGGCAUGCGGAUCUUCGCUCUGAUGACAGUCCCCUGGAAGCCGGCCUGGCCUUCACAUGCAAGCUCAGAUCGGAUAUUGGUUUCCUUGGACGGGAAGCGGUCGAGGCCCAGAGAGCCACCGGUCUCUUCUGCCGCCUGGCCUGUUUCACCAUCGAUGAAAAGGUCCCUCUCUUUGGAUUGGAGGCCAUUUGGCGGAACGGCCAAGUUGUCGGGCACAUCAGAAGGGCAGACUUUGGACAUGCUAUCAACAAAACAAUCGCCUAUGGCUACGUCCAUCAUCCAGACGGAGGCCCCGUCUCCCUUGAGUUUGUGAAAGAGGGCGACUAUAUCUUGGAAAGGAUGGGAGUCCCUUUUCCAGCCAAAGUCCACCCCAAAUCGCCUUUUGAUCCAGAGAACAAGAGAGUGAAGGGGAUCUACUGAAUCUGCUGGACAUAGAUCUGGAUCACCAGCAGGAGGGGGACAGUUUAGUGAAAUGGAAUGUGGAGAGUGCAAGGCAAUGUUCAGGACUCAACAGAUUCCCUACCACCUCAAGAAAAGUCCUGAGGCUGAGUUGCU